Colletotrichum orchidophilum is the source of this 1221-nucleotide messenger RNA. RefSeq lists its product as uncharacterized. Bases 1 to 1221 code for a protein of 406 amino acids. The transcript is spliced from 3 exons. The record is from RefSeq and is a predicted model, not a curated record. Lineage: Eukaryota; Fungi; Ascomycota; Sordariomycetes; Glomerellales; Glomerellaceae. Gene Ontology annotation, molecular function: DNA-binding transcription activator activity, RNA polymerase II-specific; zinc ion binding. Gene Ontology annotation, biological process: regulation of transcription by RNA polymerase II.
AUGGCAACUCGCCGUUCUCAUACCAAGUCCCGCACAGGCUGUAGAGACUGCAAACGGAGGAAAGUCAAAUGCGAUGAAGCAUAUCCGUCCUGUUUCAACUGCUCCAGACACGGCAUCCUGUGCAGUCUCUCAGCAUCACAACCUUCGCCAGCCAACUUCACACCCCAACGAUCAAACAUAACACCAUCCGUCAACGGCCUGAGCCCAGAAGCACCAUAUCACUUCCUCGACGCCGCCGUAGACCAUGGCAGACUCCGAUCGCCGGCUCCCUCAAUCAACCACUGGGGCCACGGCCUGGAGCUGAUGCACCACUACACUCUCGUCACCGCAAACACCCUCUCCAUCCGUCCCGACAUGCAGAACGUCUGGCGCGUCACCAUACCCGAGAUCGGUUACGACUGCCCGUUUGUUAUGCAUGGCAUCCUCACCAUCGCCGCCCUCCACAAGGCUUACCUGAUACCCUCCGCGCGGGAUAAGUACCUCGACCUCGCGACCUCGCACCAGAAUGCGGGUAUCGAGGGCUUCCGUGCGCAGCUUCCCACCGUCGACGACACCGAUUGGAAGCCCCUUUUCUGCUUUGCCUCUCUCGUCGUCUCCUACGUAGCCUCACUACCCGUGCGCACGCAACACCACCUCGAAUCCGAGCCUGACAUCCUGGGCGUCUUCAUUCUUGUGCGAGGUGUACGCACCAUUCUUGAACCGUACCAGAGGAGACUCGUUAACACGGAAUUUGCGCCUAUGGCAACCGGUAUCUGGACCGCUGACCCGGAUGAUCCGUCAUUCACACACCCGCCGCUACACCGGUCCCCGCUCCCGCCCGACGUUUUUGAAGCCCUUCAAGGCCUCUACGACUUUUUCCAAGAGAACCUCGACGACACUGCGGGCGAUGAGUACGGGACCGCCGUCAAGGAGCUCGAAAAGGCUGUAUACUUCAUGGCGCACGCCGGCGCCAACCCCGAAACCGGCAUGAUCUUCUUUUGGCCGUACGUCAUCUCGGAGAACAUCAUGGCCGAUAUACGCGCCAAGAACCCGUAUAGUAUGGUCCUGUUAGCCUACUUUGGCGUAUUCCUGUGCGUUCUGGAGCCCAGGUUUUGGUUCCUCAGGGGGUGGUCCAGGUGUCUCUUUGCCAUGGUCGAUGUGCAGCUGGCGGGGCACCCUGUGUUAUUGGAGGCUGUCAAGUGGCCUCGAAAGCAGGUGUUUGAGUUUUACGCACAAGUCUGA